Lobosporangium transversale is the source of this 1574-nucleotide messenger RNA. RefSeq names its product legume-like lectin family-domain-containing protein. NCBI's taxonomy places the organism in Eukaryota, Fungi, Mortierellomycota, Mortierellomycetes, Mortierellales, Mortierellaceae. Gene Ontology annotation, cellular component: endoplasmic reticulum membrane; COPII-coated ER to Golgi transport vesicle; Golgi membrane. Gene Ontology annotation, biological process: Golgi organization; endoplasmic reticulum to Golgi vesicle-mediated transport; endoplasmic reticulum organization. Gene Ontology annotation, molecular function: D-mannose binding. The record is from RefSeq and is a predicted model, not a curated record. The transcript is spliced from 6 exons. The coding region runs from base 37 to 1476 and encodes 479 amino acids.
UUUUUUUACAUUGUUGACUAUACAACCUCACAAACCAUGAAGGCGGUCGUCUUCCUCAUUCCGGCAGUACUCCUGUCAACAGCCAUGGCAUGGGGCAGAGAAGGCAGAGAAGGAAGAGAAUCUAUACCAACCAAGGCUUCAUAUGACCUUCACCAACCUGCCCCUAACCGUCGUUACGACUAUAAGCAGUCUCUCAAGAAACCAUUCAUGUACAAUGGAGCCAUUCCCUUCUGGGGUCACCAUGGCAACUCAUUUGUCGCGACCGAUUUUAUCCGACUUAACCCAUCAGUUCCUGGACUAAAAGGAUCCGCAUGGCGAUCAAAGCCAAACGAAUAUAAAGAAUGGGAAGUCGAGUUUUCGUUCAAAGCCUUUGGGCAGAGCCAUAUCGGUGGUAGAGGUCUUGCAUUCUGGUAUACACAAGAGCACGCGAUUGAAGGUCCAGUCUUUGGCAGUAAGGACCAGUGGAAGGGGCUGGGAGUUUUCAUGGAUACAAGUGAUCCGGCCAAUCAGAGAAGUAAUUCGGUCAUUUAUGGAAUUAUGAACGAUGGUACCAAGACCUUUCCGUCGAACCCUACAGCUAACACGAACAAUUUUGGGGGUUGUCUGCGUGAUUACAAAAACUCACCUUCGCCUGUUGUUGUCCGAGUCUCUUUUAUCGGUGGAACGUUAAAGGUGUCUGCAGAUACACACUCCAAAGGCAGAAAAAUGGUGAAUUGUUUCGAGCAGAAAAACGUGGACCUACCUACUGGAUACUACUUUGGUGUCUCGGCUCAAGGUGCAUUAGUUGGGACAGCGGAUGACCAUGAUUUGUACACAUUUGAGGUUUAUGAAGUCAAUCCUCCGCCAAAAGAGAAGGCGCCAAUGAGACCUCAUGAAGAAGAAAUGAUCAAAAAAGGCAGAAAGGUGAAGAUUGACGAGAAGGAUAAAGAGACAUUUGAAGAGGUUCAAAAGAUCGUGGAGCAACAGGAAGCAAGGCUGCGAGAGGACAGUGAUGGAGCCAACACACUCACAGCAGAGCAAAUCGCCCAAACUGUAGGAGAUACCCAACACCGCAUUAUCGAAUCUCUUAACACGAUCCAUAACAAGCUAGAGUCAUUGGGAGCACCAGUGCAGCCACUAGAGUCGACUUCUCAGAGCAUUGAUGAGAUUAAUACCAAGAUCAACUCAUUGGUGGCAUCGUUGCAUGCAAUGGAGAAAGUUGUGCAGGGACUUGUGGAACAUAUUAAGAAACAAGAUUCUAACAAAGCACCCGAUAUCGUCAGACUUGUCAAGGAAGAGAUCCGCACCUUGAAUUCCAAGAUGGAGGAUAUGGAUUCGAGACAAGCAUCCCAGCACCGUUUGACCCAGCAUAGAUUGGUGAAAUCGACCUCAUGGAUCUCAUAUGUUGUAUUUUUGAUCUUGAUCCAGAUCAUGGCUGUAUCAGUCUACACUUGGUAUAAGAAAAAGAUGUCAAUCAAUGAGAAGAAGUUUAUGUAAUAUAGCUAAAGACGAGAAGAAUCUUUUACGUUUUAAUUUUUCUAAUAAGAAAAAAGAAAAAAGAAAAACGCAUGAUAAAAGUUUUCAACAUAUUCUGG